GCAAGGGUCACUCACAUGAGUGUAGAGUUUUAGUAGCUGGUGUCCCGUUUGUGGAGCUGAAUCUACUCAGUUCGGUCAGUCAGCUGUGUGUAAAUGAUGCUGCGGACACUGGUUCGGGCCGGCGGGACGCUCCUGCAGCAAAGCCAGCGGACAGCGCCAAGGUUGUGGGUGACACCAGCGCAGCAGCGAUGGGCGUCCAGCCUGCCUAUGAACACUGUGGUCCUGUUUGUGCCCCAACAGGAAGCCUGGGUGGUGGAGAGGAUGGGUCGCUUCCACCGGAUCUUAGAACCGGGUUUAAACUUCCUCAUACCCUUACUUGACCGAAUUCGCUACGUGCAAAGUCUCAAAGAGAUUGUCAUUGAUGUCCCAGAGCAGUCUGCAGUGUCUUUAGAUAAUGUAACACUGCAGAUCGAUGGAGUGCUUUAUUUAAGGAUCCUAGAUCCUUUUAAGGCUAGUUAUGGUGUGGAGGAUCCAGAAUAUGCCGUCACACAGCUGGCACAGACCACCAUGCGUUCUGAACUGGGCAAACUCACUCUGGACAAAGUGUUCAGGGAAAGGGAGUCCCUUAAUUCCAACAUUGUCCACGCCAUCAACCAAGCUGCAGAUGAUUGGGGUAUCCGUUGUCUCCGUUAUGAAAUCAAAGACAUCCAUGUUCCACCUCGUGUCAAAGAGUCCAUGCAGAUGCAGGUGGAGGCCGAGCGUAAGAAGAGAGCCACGGUGCUGGAGUCUGAAGGGACGAGGGAAUCGGCCAUUAACGUAGCCGAGGGUCGUAAACAAGCUCAGAUCCUUGCCUCGGAGGGUGAAAAAGCAGAGCGGAUCAAUCAAGCGGCUGGUGAGGCCCAAGCAGUCCUAGUCAAAGCUGAGGCAAAAUCCAAGGCCAUCCGUCUGCUAUCAGAUGCUCUGACUGAACAGAAUGGAAACGCGGCAGCUUCGCUAAGUGUAGCCGAACAGUACGUGGCUGCUUUCUCCAAACUUGCCAAAGAGUCCAACACCAUCCUUCUGCCCUCUAACUCUGGUGACAUUAGCGGCAUGGUCACACAGGCCAUGACCAUUUACAGCACGCUGGCCAAGACGAGCCCAAAAGUGGAAGCUGUGGAGGAGAAGAGCGAAGAGUCUGCGAACCACUCGGCACCAUCUCAAUAACAGGGGGGAGGGGGCGGACGGGGGGAGGUGUAGUCCGUGGAUGAACUCAAAGCAGUAAAUGACACCGAAGCGGGAGAAGCGGUUUGUUUCAUACGAGUAGUUACGGGCCUCCGAGGCAUCGCUGCGAGGUCCGAAGCUCACACACACACAUCUGCUGGCAGGACAGAAGCAACAGCUGCCAACUUCUAAACUCAUGGGAUAUCUUUGCCAAGGAGUACUGGCAAAGAGGAUUUCUAAUCUUCACUGACUAUUGUUUUAUGUUGGUCAGUUUAUUGUCAGGUUAGGAAAUGAACACCAGCCUCCAGCCAAAUAUACUCAUACCAGUGACUUUGGUAGGCUGACAGAAUGAAGUUUAUAUAGAAUAAACCCUGGAUGUUGGUGCAGUAUCAUUUCUUAGUUACUCCCAGAAAUACAUAAACCCCCUAAAUGGAAUUGGAUGUAUAGAGUUUGAAAAGUUUGACUGAAAAAUGUGAUUGUGUACGAUGUUUUUCUCCUUUUUGCGACCUCUUUUCGUUCCGUUUUUUGGUUCUGUUAGCUCAGGUUUACCAUCUGCUUUGAUACGGCUUGUUUACAGAAAUGAGAGGCAAUUCUUCAGCAUCGUUGGGACCAGCAACUUGAAGCUGCUACACGUGAUAUCUGGCUGGAGGCCUCAGCGUGGUGGAAAGUUUCCCAAAGUGUAGUAAAAUUGACAGUUUGGCUCAUGAUAUAUAUUCAAAUAAUAUAGUGUCUCCAUUUUUAAAAAGUGAAACCGAUAGUUACUUGAGAACAAUUUUUAAGAAUUCAGAAGUAUUUCCUUCUCUGAUAGUAUACAAAGUCAGUGUGCCUGUCCUCUUCAUGUUUGUAUUUGCCUCUUAUGUCUUAUGGGAUAUAUUUAUUAGAUGUGAUGGAUUUCUGUAAAGAAAGGUCACUGAUGCUGACAAGUUUAUGGAAAAUAAUGCACCGUUGAAACCAGCACAUCUUGCUGUGUGUCAUUUUAGACUCUCACAAGAGACUUUAGAUUAAGGUUUAAGUGUGGUGGGGGUAUUAUGAAGCACUUGUUUAAAAAUACACAAUCAUGUUGCUAAGAUGGUACAGAAGACAAACUAGUGGACGUCUUUAACUGUAAUGUUUGGAAUAUGUGUUGAUGAAGGAGAACUCACAGUAUGAUUUGGAUAAUUCACCUCCAUGUUUUAGUUCAGGGGUUCAGCAAUGAUAAGUUAGAAUAAAAUAAAUAAAAUUGUUUC
Scomber japonicus (chub mackerel) is the source of this 2366-nucleotide messenger RNA. It is a transcript of the gene stoml2, whose product is annotated as stomatin (EPB72)-like 2. Gene Ontology annotation, cellular component: membrane. The record is from RefSeq and is a predicted model, not a curated record. Lineage: Eukaryota; Metazoa; Chordata; Actinopteri; Scombriformes; Scombridae. The transcript has 10 exons. The coding region runs from base 94 to 1143 and encodes 349 amino acids.